AUGUCCCAGCAGCGCCGGAAGGACAGCAGACAGGACACUUGUUACCCCAAAGGCGGCAAAACCAUUUCCUUUGAGAACAACCAUGUCCAGAUUGCACAAGAAAUACCAGUAAAUGAAGUGCCAGAGAAGGAAGCUCUUUCCCCCAUGCAUGUCACAGACAGGGUAUUUUUUAUCGAUUUAGCCAAUACACAACAGACAACCAUCCCACCAGAGGUCUUGAGACUGGAAGAUCUAGAAGAGCUGCACAUGGAAAAGAACCUGAUUGAAAGCAUCCCAAGAGACAUCAAUCAGCUGAGGAACAUGAGGGUUCUCUACCUGGACCGGAAUCACAUACAGGAUAUAUGCAAAGAACUGGGGGAACUGAAAUGUCUUCGGAGCUUAGAUUUAAGUAACAAUCCUCUGUCUUACAGUUCACUGCCUAUUAUCAGCAAGUUACAGGCCCUUCGUCAGCUCAGGCUUUAUAAAGUAAACUUGCAUGAAAUCCCAGUACAGAUCUGCAAAUACCUACAUCAUGUUGAACUGCUUGGGCUCUCUGACAAUAAUCUAAAGUGUCUGCCCAAAGAACUAGUGAACCUGACACAACUCAGAGAGAUUUACCUCCAAAAAAAUAGAUUUGAAAGUUUUCCCAUGGAGCUUUGUCAUAUGGUUAAUUUAGAAAUAAUAGAUCUGGAACAAAAUCUAGUCAGUCUCAUCCCAGAAGAGGUUGGCUCUUUGACAAAUUUAGUUAAGCUAUUUUUAGCUUUUAAUAAUCUAUCCUCCAUUCCUGAUACACUGCAACACUGCCAGAAACUGGCUGUGCUAGAUCUGUCCCAUAAUCUCCUGCACAAUCUUCCACAAGGUUUGAAGAAUCUCACUGAAAUGGAAGAGCUUGGACUAUCUGGUAACAACCUGGAGAAGCUUCCACGUGAGAUUUGCAGCUGGACGAACCUAUCCCUUGUUUACUUGAGGAACACUGGACUGCACACAGUACCAAAGUCCUUCACCAGAUUAACCAGUGUCAGGAUACUAGAUCUGAGUGAAAAUUGCUUUCAUGAGAUUCCUAAAAGAAUGUGCGCUAUGAAAAAUCUAGAAAUUUUGGCCCUGGAUGACAAUCAGAUACAUGAGAUACCUGUGGAGGUGAAAGAAUUGGCAAAUCUAAAGUGCCUUGGACUGUCUGGAAACCAAUUCAGUAUUUUUCCAAAGGAAAUCUUUCUCCUGGAGUCAUUAGAGAGAUUGUAUCUGGGACAAGAUAAAGGAAUUAAAUUCACAAGCCUGUCAGGAGACAUCAGAAAAUUGCAGAAUCUGAAAGAACUGCAUAUAGAGAAUAAUCAUCUGGAGCACCUGCCUCUAGCCAUCGGCUUUUUGACUCACCUGGAAAUACUUGACUGUCGCAACAAUCACCUUAAACGGAUCCCAGACUCCAUAUGCCAAAUACAAGCUCUGCAAAAGCUGCUCAUUCAGAACAAUCAGCUGCACCAGCUGCCGGAGGAGCUGGAUACUCUGCAGCAGCUGGAGCUGGUGCUCGUGGAUGGGAAUCCUAUGACGGACCCUCCAAUGGAAGUGUGCUGCCAGGGGACAUUUGCCAUCUUGGAAUACUUACGGGAAAAAAGGCGUAAAAAGGCCAUGACUUUAAAGGUCCAGAAUCUGUGGCGUGGAUUGAUGAUUCGGAAGGGAAUUGGAUCUUUCCUGGCACUUAAGAAACUAAUAAAACCAGCAAAGAAG
Messenger RNA from Rhea pennata, 1701 nucleotides. RefSeq names its product leucine rich repeats and IQ motif containing 4 (gene LRRIQ4). Gene Ontology annotation, molecular function: protein binding. NCBI's taxonomy places the organism in Eukaryota, Metazoa, Chordata, Aves, Rheiformes, Rheidae. The annotation marks the transcript as partial. The transcript is spliced from 5 exons. The record is from RefSeq and is a predicted model, not a curated record.